AGUAAUUAUUUAGUACAAAACUUAAAUUAAGUACUUUUAUUUUUCUUAAACUUCUCCUAUUUUUCAUUACCUUAUUUAUCACAAAUUUCUCUCUUUCCUUUUUUGUAGCAAAAAAGUUUCCAUUUUCAUCAUAUGAUACCAACAAAAACUCUGAUCACACUUCAAAGUUCUCAUCUUUUUCACAUUUGAAAACACAUCAAAUCAAAAUUCCCAUCUUCAUUUUGAUCAAAAACACAGAAAUCAGAGAUUUUUCAGGGGAAAUUUUACAGAUUGCAUCUUUUUUUGGGGAAGAUUAUGGAGUAAUUAAGCAUUACUAACCCUGUUUUUUAAGGGAUAAUAAUCCCAGAAUGUGGGUAAGUUUCCAUGGGUUCAGAUUUCAACAUUAUAAACUGGUAUGCAAUUCCUACUAUAUGGGUGAUCAUGAUCUUAAAUUUGUUAAGUUGUUCAUCAUUUUCAUUAGUCAUAAAAAAUGUUACACACAUUAAUUACCCUACUAAUCUAGAUGAUUAUCUCUAUAAUUACUCUUCAAAUUCAUUACCUAAAGAACCUCACACAGGUCUUCUAUACAACAUUUCUCUCCCAGCUAAUUUUUCUGGUAUGAAAGUUUCAGUUUUAAGGUUAAGAAGCAGUACUUUAUGGUAUAAAGGAGCAAAUUUUAGUUCUUUUGAUUUACCACCAAAAACAAUCACAAAACCUUAUGUUAAAAGAUUAGCAUUCAUGUAUGAAAACUUAGGAAAUUUGUCAUCUCAGUAUUUUGAUUUACCUGGGUAUACAAUUGUUACCAAAAUCAUUGGUUUCGCGGUAUAUAAUGCUUCGAGUAGAAGUGGAAAAACGAGCUUAGAAAGGCUGAAUGUUACCUUAAUAGGAGGGGAAGCAAUUAAGGUGAAGUUUUCUCUAGGGGAAAUUUUAUCUAAUGUAAUGAAUAAUACUUCAAAUAAGCUUAAGAAAUGUGUCAGGUUUGAUCUAUUAAAUGGUGUAGUUGAAUUAGCAGAUAUGUUAAAGCCUAAUAUAUGCAUAUCACAAGGUGUAGGGCAUUUUGCUAUAGCAAUGCCUAAAGUUAAUGAUUCGGGUCUGCCACCGCCUUCAUCUUCAACUUCACCUUCGCCAUUGUCAUCUUCUAUAGGCGAAACAAGGAGGAAAACAGAGAAAAGGAUUGCAUUAUGGGUGUGGUGGGUUGUAGGAUUCGCGGGUGGAAUGAUUGGUUUAAUGUUGUUGGUUUUUUGCAUUGUUGUUGGUUACAAAUCAUUUGUGUCAAGGAAGAUUCAAAGAAUGGAAAGAACAUCUGAGAAAAGUGAAUCUCUUGAUGUAAAAUGGAUUGGAAAUAGUAAGCUUCCUUUUGCUCCUGUUACUAGAACUCAAGCUAUCCUUGAGAAUCAUUUAGCUCCUUGAAGUUUUGAUCCUCAGUUUUUAGUAUUCAGAUUUUUCUCAUUUAAAUUUGUUUCUUUUUGUUUAUGUUAUUUGUUUCUUUAAUUAGGAUAUAAUUAGCUUUGUUUCAUGAGUGUCCAAUACUUUUAGUGUGGCAAGUUCUUCAUGAGAAACUGUAAAUUAUUAUCUUCUUUUUAUUUGUUUUUGGGAGCUUAUAUCUUAUUAUUAGAUUGUGAUAUUCCUUAGGUUCAUAUUAUUAUUCAACAAAGAUUAUUCAUAUUAACAAUGCAUUAUCAUAUUCAGUAUGUUUUUUU
Molecule: messenger RNA, 1679 nt
Organism: Beta vulgaris subsp. vulgaris (sugar beet)
Lineage: Eukaryota; Viridiplantae; Streptophyta; Magnoliopsida; Caryophyllales; Amaranthaceae
Exons: 1
Coding region: 364-1389 (341 amino acids)
Cellular component (GO): membrane
Source: RefSeq, a predicted model, not a curated record